AUGCCCAACUCCCAGCCGCGCCCCCAACUUUACCACAGCAGCGUUCACCUUUCCCUUUCCCUAUCCCACCACCCUGAGCACGACACGGCUGAGAGACUGGUAAGAAAACAGAAGCAGCAAAUGACCAUGGACGCCACAGACACUCUGUCGGUCGCCUACUGCCCCGUGCCCAUCAACGGCAACCCCACCGAGGUGCUGGCCAACCGGUUUUCGGCCUGGCGCAAAAUCAUCCGAGCCCUGCUCGUCUACUUCAAGGAGGCGGUUUCGGUCCAAGAGGAGGUCACUCGACAACACGUGCGGUUGGGCACGGCCGUCAACUUUCCGUUUUUCGCCAACGGCACCGCCGACAUGUCCAAGCAUACGGUCCAGAAGGAUCGCGAGGCCCUGGACCCCCAGGACUCCAACGUGACCGACGCCCGGUCGGUAGCGGCCAAGUCGACCGCCGGAUCGCUGUGGGCAGGCGGCUUCCACCAAAACAGCACGUCGCACGAGGACGAGGCAAUUCGCGCCAUGUUCCAGCCCUACGGCCACGGCUCCAUUGCCGAUCUGCCCGGCGACCUCAUUGCCUACCACCGAACCCAGGCGGCCCACGCGUCGCAGCUGGCCAAGGAGCUGGCCAAGAACCUGAUCCCUCGGCUCGAUGAUCUGCGGCGUGACCUGCUGGUCAAGAUCAAGGAGAUCAAGGGCCUGUCGUCGGACUUCAAAAACACCUACGCCAAGGAACAAGGUCUUACCGAGCAGCACGUGGCCUCUCUACAGCAGGCCAUCAAGGUGCUGACUAGCGGGGGACCUCUACAGGGCAAGCAGGACCCGGCACUGGUGCGGUACCAGCUCGAGAAGCAGCUGGGACGGCAAAUCUCAGAGGAAAACUACCUGCAGGACGCGUACAACAACCUGCAAAACAGCGGCAAGGAGCUGGAGAAGGUGGUGGUCAUGGAGAUCCAGCAGGCUCUCGACCACUUUGCGCAGCUCAAUUCGGCUGCUGCCACGGCUCUACAGCAGCUGGUGGACAAGUUUGUUGUCGACGGCUUUGUGGCUCGAGAGCCCGCAGCCGAGUGGACCGCCUUUGUGUCUACUGACCCCAACUUUGUCGAUACUGCUACUCCCUCUCGAUCUAUCGACGAGAUUGAGUACCCCUACCGAGGCGAUCCUCUCACCUGCGAGCUGCGAUCGGGCCAGCUGGAGCGACGGUCCAAGUACCUCAAGAGCUACAGCCGGGCCUUCUACGUGUUGACCCCGUCAUUUCUGCACGAGUUCAAGAGCGGCGAUCGGGCCAAACACCCCGUACCGGUUAUGUCUCUGGCGCUGGACGAGUGCCAGAUUUCGGCCGACUCCAAGUCGUCCAGCGGGUCGCACAAGUUUGUGCUCAAGACCAAGCAGGGCGACUCGUCGCGGGGCCACAAUUGGGUAUUCCGGGUCGAGUCUGCUGACGCUCUGCAACAGUGGAUGAAGGACAUCCAGACCCUCACCUCGAUUAAGGAUGUGCGUGCACGAGCUCUAAAGUUUAAUGCCCCUAGGGUUGCUCCAUCACGGCAGCAGGUUAAUGGCCACAGCAACAGUAACCAGCACAACCAUACUGAAGUGAACAACGCAGUCCCAGCUAACAUCAACAACGUUGACUCUGCACACAACGCUUCCACACACAGCAACGCAUCCAACGCCAUCCCCACAGGAAUUGCCACCGCAACAGCAACCGCAACCGCAACCGCCUACCCCAACGACACAAACACCACUAUCGCCACCGACCCAGUAGCCGAUAGUGUCGACAACAACAACCCCCUGCCCACGUCUGCCGACUCCGAAAUCCCUGCCCUACCCCAUUCAGCUCGCGAAAUGAGUGGAUCUCUCCUGGCCUCGGCCCAUCGAAAACACAUGGAAGAGCCCCAGCAGGUGUUCGACGAACCCGACGAGUUCGAAAGCCCAAGCGAAGCCACCAAGCAGGACCCUCUGGUCGACGAAAAGUCCAACUUUGGUUACGACAACCCUCGAAACAGAACCAUUGACGACUACGAGGAAAACCAGCAUGUAGGCGAGGUGCCCCGGGUGCAGUCGCGACAAAACUCUCGAAAGUUCUCCGUCGACCAGGGCCCCGCCCUGCCCGGUCUGGCCGAGAUCAAGGCUGCCCAGGCUGCCGCAGGAGCCGACUCGGACGUGUUUGAGUACGACAACGAGAACCCCGACGCCGGCAACACUCUCAAGACCGAAAAGGACGAGUUUGUGCCUGCCCACUCCGAUCUGCCCGUCCAUGUCGAGCGACGGCUCACCAUGUCCAACCACAAGGAGGACGGGGACGCUGCCCAGAAUGCCCCUCGAGACCACACCGAGGUGGGCGCUGAUGCCCACGACGUGAUCGAGCGACAGAGAAAGUACUCUGUGUCGUCCACGGGCAAGCGAGGCCCUCCCUCUCGAAAAGCCACGGGAUCCUACGGCACUACUGAUGACCUCAAGCCUUUGUCCGAGGCUCAGCCCGCCGACGGCAAGGGCUCUCUGUUCUUUGCCAACGGUCUUCCUGACACCACUUCUGGUGCUAAAUAA
This is a messenger RNA of Yarrowia lipolytica CLIB122, 2535 nucleotides long. RefSeq lists its product as uncharacterized. Lineage: Eukaryota; Fungi; Ascomycota; Dipodascomycetes; Dipodascales. The record is from RefSeq and is a predicted model, not a curated record.